Messenger RNA from Physcomitrium patens, 2866 nucleotides. Its product is annotated as putative lysophospholipase BODYGUARD 4. NCBI's taxonomy places the organism in Eukaryota, Viridiplantae, Streptophyta, Bryopsida, Funariales, Funariaceae. The record is from RefSeq and is a predicted model, not a curated record.
CGCACCAUGUGGCGCUCAAUGUCCAACGUCGCCAUCUAGAGUGUCGCUCACUCACUCCGUUCAUCGUCCCUUUUUCGGUUGUGUGUGUGUGCCGCAGGUGGGACCUGCUGCAGCAGCCCCUUAUGGAGAUGGUUUUAGCAGUAUUACAAUUCGGCAUCCCAUUUGAUCCGCCUUUUCGUUUCUUUCCUGUGGGAGUCGGCAGUGGGCGGCUUGCUCAUUCGUGGCAGUUCCUCGGAAAGACUUCGUAGUCGCGUUACAUGUUUCUUGGGGGUUAAAUGUGGUGGUGAUGGCUGCGACGGGAAUGCGAGCUUUGCUUCUCAUUGUGAGGUGCGAGGAUCCAGACUUGGGGUGUGUUCAGGAUGAGGGGUGUCUUCAUGUUGUAGUCACAUUGGGAAGUUUUUUCUCAAUUCGCGGAGUUUCGUGGUGACGAGAUCUGAAAGAGGUUGUUGAUUAAAGGAAUCUUAGUACACGCCGCACAUAGUUGCGUUUUUCAUUUUUUUCUUUUUUCUUUUUUUUUAAUAAGAGACCUUUCUCGUGUUUUUUUGCCCAAAUGAGGAGAGAAAUUUAGUGUACAGAUUUGGGUUUGCGUGAGCGUCUCCCAUUUCCAACUUGCGGGAAGAUUUUUUGUAGUCUUUGCUCACAGCUUUGGAGAGCUUCGCGGAAUUCGUCCAUCCUUCGGAAAGUUCUUGCGUAUAUUAAGAAGAUUGAGGGCACUUCAGGGUGUUGAAGACUAAGUCGUAGUGAUUUCAAUGGCCAAUUAAGUUUGGGAUUUGUCGCAGAUCUGGAUGAGCUCGGAGAUCAGUCAAUUCUGCCUAAAAUUAUUGUGAUUGUCUGUCUCCGCGAGAACGAAACUGCGAAGGGGUUGCGGAAGAUUCUAUCGUUCUCGCACUGAAGAAUAUGAAUGUAAUUUAACAGGCCUUUCAAAUGAGUUCGAUUCUAAUGGAAUCAGCGAUCCCCGCUGCCAUAGAAACAAGGUAUCGGCCACCGGCGCUGGUGUGGGUGAUGGCGUCUGCUUUUGUGCUGUGCUGGGGUACAGGUCUGAUCGCUACCAAGAGACUGAUCAAACAAGGAGUUUAUCACAGGCUCUCGUGGCUAUCCUCUGUGAAACGACAAGUCCACGUUGGUUUCUGGAUUUGCGCAGAGGAGCUUCUGUAUGCGUACUUGGCAUUUUUGAACAUAGUGAUGGGCGUGGCAUUCUGGUUUUUGGACUUCUAUCACGAGGGGAAACCGCAGUUGAACUACAAUUACUUCCCAGUGUCCAGCCAGCUGCAGAAAGUGAUGGAACCUGAUCUGAGAAAUCCGGGAUUGAAGUUGGAUGGUGAUGUCGUACUCAAGCCAAAGCGCGCUGGAAUUUUGCGCCCCAGGAGGGUCAAAGGGAAUGCUUGUGGGUGCUGGGGUUAUGAAGUGCCAGACCUCCAUUCUAAAGAAGGACUAAUCGCAAAUGGAGCACAGGAAGAAGAUGACGAAGAAGGAGAAAUCAAGCCUGCUCGCCCUCGGUGGUCGGAUUGCCAGUGCCCUGAGUGCACUGCUCUUGUGAUGACAACGAAAGAGGCAUCGAGCAGACUCUUCGUGCGAUGCGAGGACACUGUUUCCGGGGCUGAACGAUGCACCAAUCUUCGAGGCGAGGAGACCGAAAUUAUUGAUAAGGGUACGAACAUGGAGAAUUUGAAGCCCGUAUUGCCAUUCUCUGUAGCUGGACCCAAUCUUCAACACAGCUCUUCAACCAAAAAGAGCACAGCGGUAAUAUUCCUCCAUGGAUUGUUCAGCUCUUCCUCUUUCUGGUUUGACACGAAGUUGAUCCCUUGCCUCUCGGAUGAAAUUAAGAACCACCACAGGAUUCUUGCGCCCGAUCUUCUGGGUUGCGGGCGGAGCCCAAGACCUCUGGAUUGUGCUUACACGGUAACCGACCACAUUGAAGUGCUGGAGAAAUCAAUACUUCGAAGGCAUGCGCUGGAAAGCUUCCACAUCGUGGCUCACUCUAUGGGAUGCAUCAUGGCCCUGGUCCUUGCGGCCCGUCAUCCAGACAAAGUGAGAUCCAUCACGUUGAUCGCUCCUGUGUACCCACCAGGAAACUUCGACGCGAGCGGCAAAUUGGAUCGACUGCCCUGCGAUGCCUUCUUCUCCUUCCUCCAGCCCUUCACGGUUAAAGGAUUUCGAGGUUUGUUAGUCAGCAAGUAUUACAAUAUCAGUCGGGCAGCAGCAAUCUUAUUCUAUGCGAGACACACGUUCUGGGUUUCGUAUUUUUACAGGAAAUGGAAGCGGUUCCCCAUCUCAUUCAUUGCAGAUUACAUCACCAACCACCAUGACGCUGCAUGGCACAUGACUCACAACUCCCUGCUAGGCGGCACGCAUGCUGUCAUCCCCGCACUGAUCAAACUGCAGAAGCUCAACAAACGCAUCCUGGUCUACCACGGGGAGGAUGACACCUCAUGCCACAUCUCCCUGUCGGAGGAAAUGAGCCGCCGAUUCUCCAACGUAGCUCUUCACAAGGUCCACGGUUUUGGACACGUCGACGUGCUGUGGAAGAGAGAGGAGGAGCCUUGUCGAUUGAUAGGGCAGGAGAUUCUCGACGGUGACUCAAAGUUCGCAGCCUUGAAGCAGCAGCAAGCUUGUUAGAUCCACGCCAUUGCUUAUUUAGAACCGAAACCGGUAGCAUGAAUCUCUGUUUCCCUGCAUCCACCAUGAGGCCUGUCAUGGGCGAGAUGUGUCACAUAGACCUCACUCAUUUGCAUUCUAUUUGUCAUUGAUCUUCGUACUACAAUGCGAAGGAAAAUUGUAUUCCAGUAUGAAGAACAAGAGGGACAUUCCUUCUUUUUUGUCAUACAAUGGACUCAUCAGUUUUAAUAUGCUCUCUAUUUUUGGCCCA